Messenger RNA from Rhizophagus irregularis DAOM 181602=DAOM 197198, 1088 nucleotides. The record is from RefSeq and is a predicted model, not a curated record. NCBI's taxonomy places the organism in Eukaryota, Fungi, Glomeromycota, Glomeromycetes, Glomerales, Glomeraceae.
AUCUCAAACUAUUUAUUUCCUAACCAUUUAUAAUAUGAUUAAAAAACCUCGUUUAUUGCCUGUAUUUCUUGAAAAUAGUGGUUUACUUGUAAAUGAACUUCAUUAUGGGCCAUAUUCUCGAUUUUGGUGGGACUUUUCAACUGAAAACAAUGUCGCAAACUUUCCAAUUCGUUUAAAUCAGCAAGUUAAAGUGUUUUAAAUGGAAAUGACUUCUUUUUAACAGUUAAAAAAGGGGCAGGAAAUCUUCCAGAAUAUCAUUGCAAAAGUGGUGAGAUAGAAGUGUUUGAAACUAGUCCAACAAAAGCAGUAGAAAUAGUAUAUAAGGAUAUAUUCAAAAGUUUUACGCAAUAUUCAGGUCAUGCAAUUAUGGGCUGGAAUAACGAAAAUAUUUUAGAAAUACUCAAAAAUGAUAUUGAAUUUUUUCCUGUAAUAUGUACGGUUGGAAAAUAUAAAAUUUUUUUAUAUACUAUUGGUUAUUCUUUAAAUAAGGGUUGGAUGUAUGCAGGAUCAGGUUACGAAGCUUCUAUUAUUCACGUAUUUGAUAAGAAACAAGGAAUUUUGGUAUCCAAAAUUGAAAAUAAAGACUGUAUUGUGGAAAUUUACCAGGAUUCUCAAUUAAAAAAAAGGGUUAUAGGCGCCAGUCCAGAUGAUGUUUGGCGAAAAACUGGGCUAAUUCAAAAUUACAAUGGAACUCAACUUUUUGGGUUAGAUAAUUCAAUAAUUCAACAACUCAUAAAAAAGCACCGAGUUCCUACUUGCAAGCUUCAAGAUUGGCAAGAUCAAUCUAUUAUGCAAAUCCUUUUUGAUUAUCACUUGAAAAGAAGAACAUUGGCGAAUAUCAACUGGCACCAAUUUUUUAUUAGUUGGGCGGAAUCUAAUGUUACAAUAAUUGAUUUGAAAUCUAAUUUAAAGCCACUAUACCCACACAAUUACAAGUUUGAUGAGCGUGAAUUCAGAGUAUGGAAAGCAAUGCUGCAUGCAUCUGGAUGUACUAAUAUAACUCCGUGGACACAUGACGAAUCGGAGGUGAACUUGUGUCGUGUUUUUCGUAUUUCUAUAUAAAUAACUCCAUUCCAAUUCAUAUGCCU